This is a messenger RNA of Oryza brachyantha (malo sina), 623 nucleotides long. RefSeq lists its product as uncharacterized. The transcript is spliced from 6 exons. The record is from RefSeq and is a predicted model, not a curated record. Bases 195 to 464 code for a protein of 89 amino acids. Lineage: Eukaryota; Viridiplantae; Streptophyta; Magnoliopsida; Poales; Poaceae.
GCCGGCGGUGGCGCCGCCUGAUCUGCAGAACAGAAGGGCGAAGGCCAGCGAAUCCAGCGAUUUCUACUAGGUCGCGGAAAAACUCUCCGCCUCUGCCCGCCGCCGCCGCCACCUUCCUCCCUUCCCGCGGCGACCGGCGACCACCGUGGCAGCGACAGUGACUGGUUGAUUGAGAGGCUCAGGAGUGAAAGAAGAUGCCUUCAAUUCAAAAGGCUUUGCCUCCGGAGCUUGCUGAUAAUGUGCUCAGAUUAUACCGUGAAUGCUUAAGGAGGGCUAAGUUCAUUGGCCAUCAGAAACACAAUACAGGGCUGCUUGUUUCCAUGGUAAGGGAACAGUUUAAGAAAAAUAUGCAUGAAACUGACCCAGAGAAGAUACAGAAAAUGAAGGAUGAUGCGGCAAGGGGCCUUAUCAAUCACAUUCUGUAUGAAUCUGAGAAGAUGACAGGGCGCAAAUUCUCAAGUUAAGAGAGUUGAAACUAGGCAACCAGUGUGCUGUAUGAAUAAUAGUAAACAGUGAUGUGAACUUGUGGUUGCUGAAUUACUUUGUUUCUUUGUACAAGGAUCAGCUAAUCUUUUGGUUGGUCAUGGAAUUAUUAAUGUGGUUAUUUUCAUUGGUUUCGUUCA